This is a messenger RNA of Eucalyptus grandis, 1005 nucleotides long. Its product is annotated as protein BPS1, chloroplastic-like. The coding region runs from base 1 to 1005 and encodes 334 amino acids. The record is from RefSeq and is a predicted model, not a curated record. The transcript has a single exon. NCBI's taxonomy places the organism in Eukaryota, Viridiplantae, Streptophyta, Magnoliopsida, Myrtales, Myrtaceae.
AUGUAUACGCGCCUCUCCUCUCCAGGCGACAAAGGAGCGAGGCUCACUGCCGAGGAGCUAGAGUCUAUCUCCAGUUCCUUCGACGAGUCCGUCCGCUCUCCCCUCUGGGGCCUGAGCCCUGCCUCUGCCAGCCUGCCCUGGCUCUUCUCCGCUGUCGACGUGCUCGCCACUGCUCACUCGGCGGUGAGAUCCUUGAUCUAUGAGCUGAAAUCGGACGGUGAUGACAGCCUCUUUUCGUGGUAUCUGGACAAUAGCGUGAAGGUCCUGGAUGUCUGCAACUGCAUGUCCUCCGAGAUCGAGCGACUGUGUCUCCACCACCUGGACCGGAGGAUGGCGAUGAAGCUCAUCUGCUCAGAGGGCAGCCCAUCGGAGGAGGAGAUUCACCAGGCACGGGAUUUGCUCGCAGCUUCGGAGGGCGAGAGCGUUGGUGACAUCGAGAAGCUAAUUAGAGACUUGGCCUCGAGCAUUGGAAUGGCGGCUCUGAGGGGGAAGGUCUUGCCGGUCGAUAGAGUUGUUCGCCGUGCGGUCCAAGCUGUCAAUUUCUUGACGGCAUUCAUUGCCGGGGUCAUAUCUUCGGCCUUGCGCUCUUCCUUGGGGAUGGUCGUCUGUGUCCCAGAGGAGUUCCCCUGGGGUGACGCUGUUCGCGCAAUUGAGUGGAAAAUGAUCGUGGAGUCGAGACGUGGCGAGGAAACGGACAGGAGGAUGCGGGUUUUGAGGGAGCUUGAUGACGUGGAGGCACGCAGGAGGCAUGUGCUGGAGGCAAUUGACGAGGUGGUGGCAUCAGGAGGCGGUGGAGAGGUCGUGGAGAGGCUGAGGGAGGUGGCGGCUGGGCUGGAGAAGGCCACUAACGAGAUGUUGAAGGGGUUGUACCAGCUGCGGGAUGGGCUGACGGAGUUGUUCCUGAGAGUGACGAAAAUCAGGAAGGAAAUGGUAGAUGAGUUCAGAGCGAGCCUGUGGGAAGGACCAUUGCCGAAGAAGCCAUCAAAGAUUGGCAAGAACGACUAA